Messenger RNA from Clupea harengus (Atlantic herring), 783 nucleotides. RefSeq names its product butyrophilin subfamily 2 member A2-like. The record is from RefSeq and is a predicted model, not a curated record. NCBI's taxonomy places the organism in Eukaryota, Metazoa, Chordata, Actinopteri, Clupeiformes, Clupeidae. The transcript has 2 exons. The annotation marks the transcript as partial.
UUGUUUUCUGUAGCCUUCCUGCUACGGGGUCCUGCUGGUCCUCUGGUAGCCCAGCUGGGAGGUUCUGUUCUUCUGCCCUGUUCUGCUGAAACCCCCUUGCCUCUGGAGGAACUGGAGGUGGAGUGGAGAAGGACAGAUUCAGAAGCACUGGUGCACCUGUUCCAAGAGGGGGAAGUUCGACCAGAAUCACAGAGUUAUGACUAUAGUGGCAGGGCCCAUUUUCUCACAGAGGGGUUUGCUGCAGGAAAUUACUCUCUGCUGCUCACUAAUGUGACCCGUGCGGAUGGUGGACUUUACAUUUGUAAAGUGUUUACAAAUCUGGACUCAAACGAAAUCACAGCUGAAAUCAAAGAUAUUGGUGAGACCCUGACUGUUUUUUUAAAGGCAAUAUUGUCUUUGUCUCUUGGUGUGUCAGAGCGCCUUGUAGUUAUUGGGACAGGUGUGGCCUCUGCCUUUGUUGGUGAUGAGGUCACUCUGGACUGCUCUGUGGACUCCCAUAUCCCUCCUGGGGAACUGGAGAACGUCACCUGGAAGAAGAAAGACCAGGAGAUGCUAGUGCUAGUUUUCAGAUAUGAUCAGAUCGUGCCAGUCUCUGCACAUGAACUUUAUCGAGACAGAGCGGACCUCUUCACUGCUGAAAUCCCCAAAGGAAACUUCUCCCUGAGACUCAAACACGUUAGGCCUGAGGACAAAGGAGAAUAUAUCUGUGAAGCCCACAGUGGUCAUCUGUCAGCCAACACCAUUAUUGCCCUGCAGGGACUGGGUAAGACGACAGACUACUAG